Haemorhous mexicanus (house finch) is the source of this 1046-nucleotide messenger RNA. Its product is annotated as protein S100-A4-like. Gene Ontology annotation, cellular component: cytoplasm. The record is from RefSeq and is a predicted model, not a curated record. The transcript has 3 exons. The coding region runs from base 575 to 880 and encodes 101 amino acids. Gene Ontology annotation, molecular function: transition metal ion binding; calcium ion binding. NCBI's taxonomy places the organism in Eukaryota, Metazoa, Chordata, Aves, Passeriformes, Fringillidae.
GAUCUCACAACUCAUUAAUGGGAUCACGGAGAUAAUUAAUGGGAUCUCGCAGCUCGUUAAUAGGAUCACAGAGCUCACUCAUUAAUGGGAUCUCACAGCUCAUUCAUGGGAUCACAGAGCUCGUUAAUGGGAUCUCAGAGCUCAUUAAUGGGAUCACACAGCUCACUCAUUAACAGGAUCACAGAGCUCAUUAAUAGGAUCACAGAGCUCGUUAACGGGAUCACACAGCUCAUUAAUGGUAUCUCAGAGCUCAUUAAUGGGAUCACACAGCUCGCUCCUUAAUGGGACCACAGGGCUCAUUAAUAGGAUCACAGAGCUCGUUAAUGGAAUCACACAGCUCAUUAAUGGAAUCACACAGCUCAUUAAUGGGAUCACACAGCUCGUUAGACAAAAAUGAGGCGCGGGCGAAACCCAGUGUGAGGAGCAGCUGGGCGGGCUGGGGGUGCCCCGCGGGCAGUGCCACCCUGUGCCACCCCGUGCCACCCUGUGCCACCCUCCCGGGCUAUAAAUGCCCGCCGAGCCCCGCUGCCCCAUCCCGACCCUGAGGAGCUGAUCUGCGCUCAGCCGGCUGGCCAUGGCGUGUCCCCUGGAGCAGGCGAUGGCCCUCAUGGUCACCACCUUCCACAAGUACUCGGCCAAGGAGGGCGACAAGUACAAGCUCAGCAAGGCCGAGCUCAAGGAGCUGCUCAACAAGGAGCUGCCCGUCUUCGGGAGCAAACAAAUGGACGAGGCCGAGUUCAAGCGGCUGAUGAACGACCUGGACCACAACAAGGACAGCGAGGUGGAUUUCAAGGAGUACGUUUGCUUCCUGGCCUGCAUCACCAUGGGCUUCAACGAGUUCUUCAAGGACGACCCCAGCAAGCAGCACCGCAGGAAGUGACCCCGGAGUGACCCCAGAGUGACCCCAGAGUGACCCCGGAGUGACCCCGGAGUGACCCCUGGGAUGACCCCUCCAAUGACCCCUUCAGUGACCCCUCCAGUGACCCCUCCCCGUGCCCAUCCCAACCCUGAGGGGUUUUCAAUAAAAGCUUUUCCCUGAUCCCGGA